Molecule: messenger RNA, 672 nt
Organism: Nestor notabilis (Kea)
Lineage: Eukaryota; Metazoa; Chordata; Aves; Psittaciformes; Psittacidae
Product: prolyl endopeptidase-like
Exons: 5
Cellular component (GO): cytosol
Molecular function (GO): serine-type endopeptidase activity; oligopeptidase activity
Source: RefSeq, a predicted model, not a curated record
GUGUUGGAUUAUCAUGGCUGUAAAAUAAGUGACCCAUACUGCUGGCUUGAAGAUCCCGACAGUGAACAGACAAAGGCAUUUGUGGAGGCUCAGAACAAGCUUACAGUACCCUUUCUCGAGCAGUGUCCUGUCAGAGGACUGUUCAAAGAACGAAUGACUGAACUCUACGAUUAUCCUAAGUACAGUUGCCACUUCAAAAAAGGAAAAAGGUAUUUCCACUUCUACAAUACAGGACUGCAGAACCAGCGAGUUUUAUAUGUACAAGAUUCCUUGGAUGCUGAUGCCAAAGUUUUUCUUGAUCCAAAUAAGCUUUCUGAUGAUGGCACUGUGGCUUUACGAGGUUAUGCAUUCAGUGAAGACGGUGAAUACUUUGCAUAUGGUCUGAGUUCUAGUGGCUCUGAUUGGGUUACUAUCAAGUUUAUGAAAGUAGAAGGUCCUGAGGAUCUUCCUGACACGUUGGAGAGAGUUAAAUUCAGUUGCAUGGCAUGGACUCAUGAUGGAAAAGGCAUGUUUUAUAACUGCUAUCCAAAACAAGAUGGCAAAAGCGAUGGCACUGAGACCUCCACUAAUCUGCACCAAAAGCUGCAUUAUCACGUAUUAGGAACUAACCAGUCAGAAGAUAUCCUAUGUGCUGAAUUUCCUGAUGAGCCAAAAUGGAUGGGUGGAGCUGAG